Drosophila erecta is the source of this 700-nucleotide messenger RNA. RefSeq lists its product as uncharacterized. NCBI's taxonomy places the organism in Eukaryota, Metazoa, Arthropoda, Insecta, Diptera, Drosophilidae. The transcript has 2 exons. The record is from RefSeq and is a predicted model, not a curated record. Bases 118 to 372 code for a protein of 84 amino acids.
CAAAGUUGUCAAUAGCGUUUACGUCCAGUCCAAAUUCAGACCACAUUACUUGGUAAACUCAAUUCGAAGCCACUAGACAUAUAUUUUUGUAUUAUUUUAUAAGAGAUUCCUUCCGUGAUGAAGCAAUUCGCACUGACAACAUGCAUUCGUCGUAUCUGGAUCAUGUCCGGAUGGCUGCGCCAGGAGGCGGCAAUAGCAGCCGGCAUGUUGGUGAUGCAGCGACAUCAGGUCGAGCUGAGGGAGGAGGAGGAGCUCAAGGUCGAACAGCAGGCUGCACCCAGUGGCGGCGACGUGGGUGUCGACUCGCAAGGAAGAGUCCGGAGUGUGCGGCUGCUGGACGACUACAUCCUGCCCCUUGAAUGCGGUCUUUGACUUUUGAUCCGCAACUUCUGUUCACCGAUCUGGUUCUGAGCUGGAGGGCAGUUAAUUAAUUACGCAUUCGGAGUAGUUCGACGUGGUCUGAUUUGUGGAACCAGAUCUCCAAAUUUUGGUUGGGCCAACGGAGUCAUCACUGAUUUAAUUUUGGGGUCGUAUGCUCUAUGUGGACGGAGAACGAAAACUUAACAAAUAUUUGAAUCAAAAAAAUAGUCCCAAAAGGCGAUCUUGUUAAUGUAAAAUUUUAUAUUUUCAAAAGUAGUUCGCGUUAGUCUCGACGUUUUAGCGAAUUUCAAAUAAACAAUAGUAACUAUAGUAAACAAUA